This is a messenger RNA of Epinephelus fuscoguttatus (brown-marbled grouper), 4523 nucleotides long. RefSeq names its product integrin, alpha 2 (CD49B, alpha 2 subunit of VLA-2 receptor), tandem duplicate 2 (gene itga2.2). The transcript has 30 exons. Gene Ontology annotation, biological process: cell adhesion mediated by integrin; cell-matrix adhesion; integrin-mediated signaling pathway. Bases 259 to 3816 code for a protein of 1185 amino acids. The record is from RefSeq and is a predicted model, not a curated record. Gene Ontology annotation, molecular function: integrin binding. Gene Ontology annotation, cellular component: external side of plasma membrane; integrin complex. NCBI's taxonomy places the organism in Eukaryota, Metazoa, Chordata, Actinopteri, Perciformes, Serranidae.
CACACCCGGGUUUCAACCCACAGGAUGUGUCUAUAGCCUCCUUUACUCAGCCUAGACUUUAUGACAGACUGAAUUUCACACCCUUUGACAAUACGACUUGGGUCAAAGUUUGGAUCUGCAGGUAAAGGCAGAGCACAUGUCCUUAUUUGGUCAGCGUGUCCGGUGCGUCACCGCUGAGUCUCCGCGCUGCGCAGCCACAACUUUGACAAGUGCGGCGGCUUCAUUUAAUCAACUCAUACAAAUGGAAUAAAGACGACCAUGGAGCUCUUCUGGGGACAUUUAAUCUUCACUAUAGUCGUCAUCACUGACAGAAUUUGGCACGCCACAUGCUUCAACGUCGGCACUGCAGGUGCCAAGAUUUUCAGCGGACCAGCUGCGGAAGAGUUUGGCUACACAGUCCAGCAAGCGACAAACCAUGAAGGCAAAUGGCUCCUGGUUAGUGCCCCAUGGAGUGGCUUCAGUCAAAACAGGAAGGGGGAUGUUUACAAGUGUCCAGUCUCAGGGUCCAGAAACAACUGUGACAAGCUCAAUCUUCAAGAUUCUGUUCAUAUACCAGAUGUUAAAAGUGUCGAUGUCAACAUGUCCCUGGGUUUGACUCUCACCCGGAUGCCUGCAGUGAAUGGUUUGAUGACAUGCGGUCCUCUCUGGGGACAGCGCUGUGGCAAUCAGGACUUCUACCCAGGAAUAUGUGCAAGAAUGAGCCCCCUCUUUCAACCUCAGCCUGCCUUCGCUCCCGCUCUCCAGACAUGUGGAGGGCCUAUGGAUAUUGUGAUUGUAUUGGACGGCUCCAACAGCAUUUAUCCUUGGCAACCAAUGACCGCGUUCCUCACGAAAUUGAUACCAGGGCUUGACAUCGGGCCCAAAAACACGCAGGUCAGCGUCAUUCAGUAUGGCACUACACCCAGGUUUGACCUCAAACUGAACCAGUUUAAAACCAAAGAUGAGGUGAUCGCUGCAACGUCCAAAAUCACACAAAUGUACGGUCAAUCUACCAACACCUUCAGUGCGAUAGAAUUUGCCAGUGAGUGGGGUUUCCAUACAAGUAAUGGCGGCCGACCAGGCGCUGCAAAGGUCAUGGUGGUCGUCACUGAUGGGGAGUCUCACGACGUGUCUAAAAGAGAGGCAGUCCUUGCCAAAUGUGAAAGACAAGGCAUCACCCGCUUUGGUAUCGCUGUCCUGGGUUAUUACAGCAGAAACAACAUCAACACAGACAAACUCAUAGAAGAAAUCAAAUCCAUUGCCAGCUUACCCACAGAGAAGUACUUCUUCAACGUGUCAGAAGAGGCAGCCCUCUCCACCAUUGCCGGAACACUGGGGAACCGCAUCUUCAACAUAGAAGGCACUGGAAAAGGGGAAGACAACUUCAAGAUGGAGAUGUCCCAAGUUGGGUUCAGUGCUCACUACUCCAACACACAGGAUGUGAUGAUGCUGGGAGCAGUGGGAGCCUACGCAUGGAGCGGGACUGUUGUCCAUCAGACCAGGUCAAAAGUGGACAUUCUCCCUUUCUCAGCCUUCGAGGGAACACUUCAAGACAGAAGCCACAGCUCGUUACUGGGUUACUCCGUUACCACACUGAGCGAUGGGUCAGUAGAAUACUUUGUGGCUGGUGCACCUCGCUCUAACCACUCGGGACAAGUUAUCGUCUACACCGUCAACGCCCAGAAGCAAACUGCUAUCAUAGAUUCAGAAAGAGGGAAACAGAUUGGGUCAUACUUUGGAAGUGUCCUCUGCCCCCUGGACGUGGAUAAAGACGGGGUGACGGACCUCCUGCUGGUUGGUGCGCCCAUGUUUAUGAGCGAUCUGAAGAAAGAGGAAGGCAGGGUCUAUGUCUUCUCUGUCACCAAGGGUAUACUGAACGAGCAGGGAUUCCUCAAUGGUCCGCCUCGUACUGAGAACGCACGUUUUGGGAUGGCCAUCUCCGCCGUUCCUGACCUGGACCUCGACGGUUAUAAUGACGUUGUAGUUGGAGCUCCACUAGAAGACAAAGGAAGAGGUGUCAUCUACAUCUACAACGGGGAGAAGAAGGCGUUAAAGAAGCAGUUCUCGCAGAGAAUCCUUGGCUCCAAACUGGAUCCUCGACUGCAGUAUUUUGGAAGAUCCCUAGACAGCUAUCAAGAUCUGAAUGAUGAUACAGUCCCUGACAUCUCCAUUGGUGCAUAUGGAAAAGUGGUGCAGCUCUGGUCCAGAGGUGUGGCGUCUGUCUCAGCCAAAGCUUCUUUCAACCCUGAUAAAAUCAACAUUAUCAACAAACCCUGUGACAUUAAUGGACGCAAGCUGUCGUGUUUCAACACCAACCUCUGUUUCAGUGCUGCGUUCAGGCCCAAGAAGCCUGUUGGACCCAUUGAUAUAUCCUAUACUUUGAAUCUGGACGCUGACUUGCAGGCCUCACGAGUGACAUCAAGAGGGAUGUUUACUAAAACCAACGACCGCUUGCUCACAGGAAAGGCAAAAAUAUCAUCUACACCCUUUUGCCAAGAUUACCAGGUUUAUGUUCAGGAAGCACCAGACUUUAUCAACUCCCUCAGUCUGAAAGUGGAAGUCGAGCAGCAGAAUGCAGAUGCAAACCCUGUGCUCGAUCAGUUUUCUCCAACUGCCUGGGAGUUCUUUAUCCCCUUCACUAAAGACUGCGGCUCUGAUAACGUGUGCGUCAGUGAUCUGGUGCUCAGUGUGAAGACAGACACGAAGGGGACCAGCUCAGAGCCCUACCUGGUCAGCGCAAACAACCGAGAGCUGUCAUUUGAAGUGGUUGUGAAGAACAAAAAGGAGAAUGCAUACAACACUCAGGUCUUGGCCACGUUCUCCGGCACCCUCUACUACUCCUCCGUCUUUCCUCCUACGGAUGGAGUCAAAUGCACCUCAACACAAACACAAACUGUCACCUGCCAAGUGGGAUACCCAGCAUUGAGAAAAGACGAAGAGAUGAAAUUCAGGAUGAAUUUUGAAUACAAUUUUGACCAGUUGGAUAACCAAGCUGAGGUGAAAUUUGAGGCCAAGAGUGACGGUAAAGAGGACAGACCUGCCGACAACAAGGCGGACAUAUCCAUUCCUAUCCGAUAUAAUGCAGGAGUUGGUAUAUCGAGGGAGUCCAAUAUUAAUUUCUACGUGGCGGAUGCUGAUGUUCCCGUGGUAACAACAGUGAAAAGUCUUGAUGAUAUCGGCCCAGAGUUUAACUUCACAGUAGAGGUUUCCACAAGUAACUUCCCAGUCAGCCUCCUGUAUCUGACAAUUGCUCUGCCAGUGGCCACUAAAGGUGGAAAUCCGCUCCUCUACGUGACUGGUGUGGACACACAAACCGGAGGUGCUGUCAGCUGUGACUCCAGCGGCCUGGUUGAUCCUCUGAAGAUCGGAGUGAAGAGCCAUGAAGCGUCUUUCUCAGAGGAGAGUCUCAGAGGCACAGAAACACUGGACUGCAAGAGUGCAAAAUGCGCGUCUAUAAAAUGCAUCCUCAAGGACACUGAACUUCUAAACGACUACUAUGUGAAAGUUAAAACAAGAAUCUGGAGUGGCACAUUUCUGUCGGCCACCUAUCAGACCGUCGAGCUGACCUCCAGUGUUGAUGUUGAGACUUCAAGCCCUGACCUCCUCAUUGUCUCCCCCAAACAGCUGCCAGUGGUGCUGACAGUCAGUAAACCUGGAGAGAAAGGUGAAGUUCCAGUGGGAGUGAUAGUUGGCAGCGUCAUCGGCGGACUGCUGCUGUUAGCUCUGGCUGUUGGACUGCUGUGGAAGUUUGGGUUUUUCAAAAGAAAGUACCAGCAGCUUCUGAGGGAGGGCGAUGAAGACACGCAGAGCCACGCACAUGUGGACGAGGUGUUGUGAGCUGGAGACAAAAACCCACAGCGCUCUCUCUUCACUGGAUUGUUUCCAGUUCUGGUACUUGUCACUGGUUCUUGUAAAGUGCAAAUGGACUUCAGCUCAAUCACUGGACGCUGGGCAUUUUAAUGAAAAGGAAGCUGUUCAGUUUGUGGAAAACUGGGACUCGAUCCUCUGUCCAUUUGACAGAGGCGUAUUCUUAAAAAUAUUUUUUUGAGAGCUUUGUGGACUGUAUCUUGACUAGUUGCUGUUGUGCACUGAUUUUGAUAAAAAUGUAAAAAAAAUAUUUUUUCUCUCAAAAUGUCAGAACCAUAUAAAAUCACAUUUUUUAGGCCUUUAUGACAUGGAUUAGGAUUUUUACACUGUUAAGGCAUCUAAUUUCUGCAUUGCCUUUGGUUUUGAUAAAUUCUGGGCAAUGUGACGGACAAAUAACAUUUUCAGUUGGAAAAAAUAAUAAUUUUGUUUAUAGCUCAUUUGUCAAAACAUUGACGUUUUUAGCUCACACGCUGUAGCCAGUCAGACUGUAGCAUAAACUGAGAUCCACCGUCGCCUCUGGCACUCAGGGCUCCUGUCGCAUUAAUAAUAUGGAUAACAGUUUGUAUGCAACAGGAAACGAUCGCUAUUCUGGAAAGAGUGAAAUCUGUCACUCCUCUGUUUCAUUGUGUUUGUACUGUAUAUACUGAAGAUAAAAUGAUCUUUGAUAUUGGGUUUUA